UUUCAUAACCAAACUUGAUUGUGGAAUAAUAAAUAAAAUAAUGAUAAAAAUUUAUAAUAAAAGAUUAAAUAAAAUAAGAACUAGGAAUUAAAUUUGUAAAUUGUCAUUAAAAUGGCAGCGGAAUGGCUAAAUGAUUUUAAUCAACGUCCAUUAUGUUCAACUGAUUUACCACAUGGAAUGCGAAAUUAUGAUCACGAUGCUUUGUCAUUUGAGCAAAAGGAAAAGUUAAAUUCCAUGAAAGUUGAUCAAAGAAAACAAAAUGAAUCGUAUCUUUAUAAACAUCCAGAAAUAAAAGGUCUCGUAACAAUUUUAUUGAGACAUAUAUUAAUAAAAAUGCCAUCAAUGAACCUUCAUGAAAUUGUUGGUAAUUUUUUUUCAAGACCACAUUUCAUUAUUGUAAAAGAACUAUUGACAUAUUUGGAAGAAACAUAUUGUACAGGUCCAAUAAUUGAUCAUUUACGAUCAUUUAAAUUUGUUGACGAUAAGGAAUCAUCUAAAAAUAAUAAUAUUCAAAUUUCCAAUGAAAAUUAUUUCUCCAAUGAACAUUGUUAUUGUGAUGAAAAUUCUUUCGAAAUUGUGAAUUCCAAUGAAAAUUUGUUCGUUGAUAAAAAUUGUUUUUCUGGUGAAAAUUCUUUUGAAAACUUGUUUUUCCAAUGAUGACGCUGAGAAUAAUUUUGACUAAAUUAGCCUUCUUCUUUUUAUUAAAGCAAAUUUACCCGAGAGAAAAUAUUCUAUGAAACAUUCAAAAGGUGGAAUUUUUUUUUAAUUAUAAAAAUGUGAUUGCAUUAUUUUUGAAAGAUAUUUUUUGGGUUUUUUCAACUUGAAAAAAGUAAAUAAAAGAAAAAAAUGAAAUACAAUUGAAAUUAGAAAAAAAAGAAUAAAAUUGAUAAUUACAUAUAUAUGUAAAUUGUUUUUGUAAUACUGUGACUAAAGCGCAGCCAAAAUCCAGUUUAAAAGAUGAAUUAAGUGUAUAUAAUUUGUAGUUAUACACACCACCCCAAUUGCUUUUGAGGAACGAGUGAAUAUGAAAAUUGCAGUUUCCUUUCAUGCUUGACUGUGAAGCUUCCAACUGGUUCCACUCGAUUGGCCAUAACAUUAUGCAAAUCAUGCGUUAUUAAUUACCAGCCAACGACGCUUCUCGCGCCUCAACUAAUCGGUCCUGACACGGGCUGUAUAUCACAUUCGCCAAUCUUUGAUCUUGUUCUUUUAUUUCUUCUCUCAUGGGAUUCAAGAUUUUUAGAAAAUUUAUUCAAUGAUAU
This is a messenger RNA of Leptopilina boulardi, 1259 nucleotides long. RefSeq lists its product as uncharacterized. Bases 112 to 657 code for a protein of 181 amino acids. Lineage: Eukaryota; Metazoa; Arthropoda; Insecta; Hymenoptera; Figitidae. The transcript is spliced from 2 exons. The record is from RefSeq and is a predicted model, not a curated record.